AUGAACACUCAACAGAUGGAGCAGAUGGGCCAGUUCAAGAUCACAGUCUGGGAGGAGGAGAACUUCCAGGGAAAGCGCUGUGAGUUCAUGCUGGAGUGCCAGAACAUCAUGGACAGGGGCUUCAACAAGAUCCGUUCCAUCAAGGUUGAGAAUGGACCUUGGGUGGGUUAUGAGUACCCAGAGUUCCAGGGACAGCAGUUUAUCCUGGAGAAGGGAGACUACCCUCGCUACGAGGCCUGGAGUGGAAACAGCAGCUACAGAACCGAGCACAUGCUCUCCUUCAGACCCAUCAAGUGCGCUAACCACAGUGACAGCAAGGUGACCCUGUACGAGUGUGAGGACUUCCAGGGCCGUAAGUUUGAGAUGUGCGAUGACUACCCCUCCCUACAGGCCAUGGGCUGGUGCAGCAAGGAGGUGCCCUCUAUCAAAGUCAACUCGGGAGCCUGGGUGGCCUACCAGUUCCCUGGUUACCGUGGCUACCAGUACAUCCUGGAGAGAGACAGACACCAAGGCGAGUACAGAAACUACAACGAGUACAGCACCCAGGCUCACACCAACCAGGUGCAGUCCAUUCGUAGGAUCCAGCACUAAGCCUUCAUUCUGCCUGCCUGACCCAACCUGAAAGAAAAAAAAAACAAACUCUCCCUGAACCCCUUCCUCAACUUGAACCCCCAGGACAGACCGCUGUCACAGAACAGUAGACGGACAAACCCUUUCUAUCACUCUGUGGCUCUGCAUGUAUGGAUAUCUAUCUUCUUCUACCAUGCUAAAGCAUGUUCUUGAUAUAGGAAAUAAAGGCUUUUCUUCAAAACUAGAGACUGUUUGUCGGUAUUCCUUUUUCUUUUUACAAUGAAAGUGAUCAUCCUAAAUGAGUGAACGAAAAUGAAAAAGGCAAUGAUUGGCUACACUGAGCUGUCAAUCAUUUUGCACCCUGGUUAUGACAGCCAUAGCACAGGUGUCCAAGCAUUGCCAGAUCAGAGCUCCUUAUUCUCCUUUAGCU
Molecule: messenger RNA, 1000 nt
Organism: Chelmon rostratus (copperband butterflyfish)
Lineage: Eukaryota; Metazoa; Chordata; Actinopteri; Chaetodontiformes; Chaetodontidae
Gene: cryba2b
Product: crystallin, beta A2b
Exons: 4
Coding region: 1-591 (196 amino acids)
Biological process (GO): visual perception; lens development in camera-type eye
Molecular function (GO): structural constituent of eye lens
Source: RefSeq, a predicted model, not a curated record